Messenger RNA from Diuraphis noxia (Russian wheat aphid), 1131 nucleotides. RefSeq lists its product as uncharacterized. NCBI's taxonomy places the organism in Eukaryota, Metazoa, Arthropoda, Insecta, Hemiptera, Aphididae. The record is from RefSeq and is a predicted model, not a curated record.
AUGAAUGCUGCGUCAGACCUGAAAAUGAAAAUGAAUAAACAAAAAAAUGCUUGGUUGAAAUCAUUACGUAGACUUGAUCUAGCAAAUAAAAAUAUUGACUAUAUGCGUGUAUGUUCUGUUCAUUUUAAAUCUGGUAAACCAGCCAAAUACCAAGACGAAAAUGAUCCAGAUUGGUGUCCAACAUUAAAUAUGGGUUAUUGCGUUACUAAUGGUGUAGCUACUUCUCCAGUCAUGAAAAGGUAUCAAAGAGCUACUAAAAGGAAAUUAUUCACAAAUAAAAUUAAUGAACCAAAUACCAAAAUUUCAAUUAACAAUGAUUUAGUUAUUGAAGAUAUAGAAAAUGAAGAUAUGCCAAUCGACACUGGUAUAUCGUCUUCAACUGAAAUGACAAUGAUGGACAUACAAACAUUACAAAAUGAUUCAAUUAAACCAGGGUUAACUUCCAGCAAUCAAAGAUUAUCAGAAUUCCAAAAGUUAUUAUUAUGCUUAAUGAAACUAAGAUUAAAUUUACCAUUUGUGGAUUUGGGUUACAGAUUUAAUAUUACUUGUUCAGCUGUUUCUAAUAUAUUUCGUAAGGUAAUAUAUCUUUUAGAACACAUGUUCAAAAAAUUAAUUUACUGGCCUGAUAGACAAUGUUUACGUACCUUAAUGCCUAGAUCAUUUUUCAAUGCAUUUGGCAAUUCUGUUGCAGUGAUAAUUGAUUGUUUUGAGAUUGGAAUUGAAAAACCAUCGAAUUUAAAGGCCAGAGCUCAAACGUGGUCAUCUUAUAAAAAUAAAAACACUGUAAAAUAUUUGAUUGCAAUUACUCCACAAGGUAUUAUUUCAUAUAUAUCCGAAGGUUGGGGUGGUAGAGUCAGUGAUAAGCAUAUUACAGAAAAUUGCGACUUUUUAGAAAAUUUAUUGCCUGGGGAUAUAGUGUUAGCUGAUCGAGGGUUUACAAUAAAUGAAAGUAUUGGAUUUCAUUAUGCUACAUUAAAAACUCCUGCAUUUACUAAAGGACAACCUCAGUUACAUCCUUGUAGUAUUGAGGAAACAAGAAAAAUAGCGUCUGUUCGAAUUCAUGUAGAACGAGUUAUAGGUUUAACUCGUUCAAAAUAUAAAAUACUUAAUGGCCCUGUUCAAAUAACAUAG